Gavia stellata (red-throated loon) is the source of this 2588-nucleotide messenger RNA. RefSeq names its product sulfatase modifying factor 1 (gene SUMF1). The coding region runs from base 1 to 855 and encodes 284 amino acids. The transcript is spliced from 8 exons. Gene Ontology annotation, cellular component: endoplasmic reticulum. NCBI's taxonomy places the organism in Eukaryota, Metazoa, Chordata, Aves, Gaviiformes, Gaviidae. The record is from RefSeq and is a predicted model, not a curated record.
AUGGUCGCUAUUCCUGGAGGAGUGUUCACAAUGGGCACUGAUGAGCCUGAAAUACGGCAAGAUGGAGAAUGGCCUGCUAGAAGAGUCCACGUUAACAGUUUCUACAUGGAUCAGUACGAGGUCAGCAAUGAGGAGUUUGAGAGAUUCGUGAAUUCUACUGCCUAUGUUACUGAGGCAGAGAAAUUUGGCGAUUCCUUUGUGUUUGAGGGAAUGCUGAGUGAAGAAGUGAAGGCUGACAUCCACCAGGCAGUUGCAGCUGCUCCCUGGUGGUUGCCUGUGAAGGGGGCCAACUGGAAGCACCCUGAGGGUCCCGACUCUACUAUCUCCAACAGAAUGGAUCAUCCAGUUAUUCAUGUUUCCUGGAAUGAUGCUGUGGCAUUCUGCACAUGGGCAGGGAAACGAUUGCCAACUGAGGCUGAGUGGGAAUACAGCUGUCGAGGGGGCCUUGAAAAUAGACUUUUCCCAUGGGGCAAUAAGCUUCAGCCAAAAGGUCAACAUUAUGCCAAUAUCUGGCAGGGAGUAUUCCCAACUCAUAACACUGCGGAAGAUGGAUACAGAGGAACUGCGCCUGUCACUGCAUUUCCUCCCAAUGGAUAUGGCUUGUACAACAUUGUAGGAAAUGCCUGGGAAUGGACGUCUGACUGGUGGGCUGUGCAUCAUUCAACAGAUGAAGUUCACAACCCUAAAGGGCCCUCAUCAGGGACGGACAGAGUGAAGAAGGGUGGAUCCUAUAUGUGCCAUAAGUCCUACUGCUAUAGGUAUCGCUGUGCGGCCCGUAGCCAAAACACUCCGGACAGCUCUGCUUCAAAUCUGGGAUUCCGCUGCGCAGCAGACACCUUGCCGGAGCGCCCAUGACCAAGUGGGCUGUCGUACCAAGAUGGAAAGGGCUGAAUUUCACCCAACGAAGAGGAGGUGUGUGGAGUGUCACUGGCUGAUGACACAGAAUAGAAAAAUCUAGCGCUUUAAACUUCCUAUUGGGGGAAAAAAUCCAACACUACUCAACAUUGCUUGAAGAACCUUCCUGUAGUUAUCUUUGAGGAAGCCAGCCUGGACUUUUAUCCUGCCCAGACAUUUUAUCAGUUAAUUCUGUUGGCUUUAGUUAAGAGUAUUCUGGGGUUAACUAGCACAAAACUGAGCUGAAACAUGCCGGUUGUGUUUUAAAAGGUUAACUAAUAGCUCCUUUAGAAAACAUCUUUAUUAAAUAGUUUUAUUUAUGUGUAGUUUUAAUUUCUACACUCAAAUCGAACAAACAAGGAAUUUAUAAACUUCCAGACAGCUUUAAAAGAAAAUUGAAGGAGUUAGGAAGGGGUGAGGACUGGAAGACAGACAGCUCUCCACGCGGGCAGUUAGAGCAGCCCUUGUAUUGCAUUCCUGUUGCAAUGAAAAUUGGGUCCAGAAAUGUGCUUUUUCUGGUGAGAUACUUGCUCCUCUUUAGAAAGUGCCUUUUGCAGCUGAGGGACAAUAAUCCUCAGGGUGAUGAUGAUUAGAAAUGAUGUACAUACUUGAAUAAUCAAUUUCAAGCAGUCUUUUAUGAUGAAGACUUUUAUUGAUGGAAAAACACUGGCAAUUUCCUUUGACUUUCUCGUGGACAUGGUGUAGGCUUAUUUUGGGGACUUGCAAAUUGCAAAAAUGGCAUCAUUAGAAACUGAAGCUAACAAAUAAUUCCCCUUGAAUAAAAGUUUAUUAAAGUGAAGAGAUGGCAGAGGUAACUGUGAGCCCUAAGGCCUAAUAAGGUAAAUUUUGAAACUGUUCUGUUAUAUAAAAAAAAAAAAAAUCCCACUUAAAAGGAGAGGAAUUUUAGGAGGGAGGAAGGGAAAUGGGAAUAAUGAGAGCUACCUCAUUUUUGGGAUCUGAAUGUAUUUCAGAGCUUGCACAAAGUGUUUUGCACUGUUGCUUGCUCUGGGACAGGGUAUCUGGUCAUGCUUCCGUGCCAGGCCAUUGCUUGCUGUACACGGAGACCAAACAAGAACUCGCCUGCGCAGUGAGCUCCGCACCAGCACGGCCAUCCCUUCCAACAUGUCGCAGUCAGCUGCGCUGCUGCCCUCUAACCGGCCUCCGAACUGCCUGCCUGUAAAACAGGGAUUGAACUCGACUGUCUCCUCAGCUGCUUUGAGACCUAACAGUGAAAAAUGUGGUGGAUUAGCAAAGGUUUUUGCAUUGAUGCCAGUCUUUUCCAGCAUUGUCUUUUCUGUAGUAAGUUGGGUUGGGGUUUAAUACAACCUGGGGUUAAUACAAACCUGUUGCUUGCCAGCUCCUCCUCUGCUCCGUGUUUCAUGCUGAAGGAAGAUACUGAAGAAUGCCUGGGGAGCCCUUCAACAGCCCCCAGCCGGGCUAAAGGGAAUUCUGCAAGCAGAAAAAAAUAAUUCCAGAAUACAGCACUAUGACUUGGCGUUCACAUAAGCAGGAUAAAAGCUGUGGGAAAUGUUUUUGUGUAGUAAAGACUGCCUUACCAGCAUUAAAUGUUUAAUUAAACUCUAUGCAUUAAAAACAUCUAUUUUACUAAGGGUCAUAGGGAAAGGUUCUUUCUAUCUUUAUUUCUAUAUUUCUGCCACAAGAAGGAAUAUACUUUGUAAAAGAUUUUGCCUAGA